AUGAUUGCUUACGGAGUUGCAGCUGAUGCUGUGGAUGAUUAUGUGCGGAUCGGUGAAACUACUUCAAUUGAAUCAAUGAAAAGGUUUGUUCAAGCGGUUAUUGACAUUUUUGGUGAGAAUUACUUGAGAAGGCCAAACAAUGCUGAUAUUUCAAGGUUAUUAACAGAGGGUGAGAGUCGGGGGUUUCCAGGAAUGCUGGGUAGCAUCGAUUGUAUGCAUUGGAAAUGGAAAAAUUGUCCGGUUGCAUGGAAAGGGAUGUAUGCUCGUGGAGACCAUAGCGAGCCUUCGUUGAUUCUAGAAGCUGUGGCUUCAAAAGAUCUAUGGAUAUGGCAUGCUUUUUUUGGACUACCAGGAUCACAUAAUGAUAUAAAUGUCUUAGAACAUUCUCCUUUAUUUUCUAACCUCCGGGAAGGCCGAGCUCCUCCAGCCAAUUACUCAAUUAAUGGUCACGACUAUACAAUGGGUUAUUAUCUUGCUGAUGUUAUUUAUCCAUCAUGGGCAACAUUUGUCAAAACUAUUCCAUGCCCCCAAGGACCAAAGGCCAAAAAUUUUGCAGCAGCCCAGGAGUCUGCGAGGAAAGAUGUUGAACGGGCAUUUGGAGUGCUCCAAGCACGUUUUGCAAUUAUUCGUGGUCCUGCUCGUUUUUGGGAUCGUGAAAUGCUUCAAAGAAUCAUGAAAGCAUGCAUCAUAAUGCAUAACAUGAUCAUUGAAGAUGAACGUGAUGAUCGCCUUCCACGAGAUUAUGAUGUAAGAAAUGGUGAAAGUAUUGAUCUUGUGAUCUCACAUGAACGGACAACAGAAUUUCAAGCUUUUAUUCGAAAUCAUAUUCGUAUUCGUGACAAAGGAACCCAUAAUAUGCUCCAAGCGGAUCUAGUUGAACACUUGUGGGGGUGGCGAGGUGGUGAUACUCGUAAUUAA
Molecule: messenger RNA, 918 nt
Organism: Prunus armeniaca (apricot)
Lineage: Eukaryota; Viridiplantae; Streptophyta; Magnoliopsida; Rosales; Rosaceae
Source: the annotation of a GenBank genome assembly